UUCCAGUGUUCAGAUCAAAAAAAUUUGUUUUUAUUUUGUUUUUGUUUUUGUUUUCAAACUUAACAAGAAGCAACAAAGCGAAAAAAAUCACUAGCUUCAUUUUCAUUAUCCGAUAAUUUUAUUGGUUUUAUUAUCACAUGCUCAAUAUGCUUGGCAAAAUUACAAUAUUGUGUACAACAUUGUUUGUUAGUCAGGUAACUGGUUAUGCUGGUAGCGGUGGAUAUGGUGGAGGUACUAAAGGAUAUUCAAGCUCAAGUGGAAGUCGUUCCGGGGGUUACGGUGGCGGAUCAACAUUAGGAUUGGGUGGUAGUUUUGGAUCAUCAUAUGGUUUUGGUAGUACAAGUGGUGGUGUUUCAGCUAGUUCAGCUGCCGCUUCAGGACCAAUACAAGCAGCUGUUCGUUCAAGACAUGUGAUUGAGUAUGUUGAUAUUGAUCUACCACAAGAUGAUGUUGUACCACAAGUUAUUGAUGUCGAUGCCGGUCAUUUGCCAUUAAUACUAAAUUUUAAAUCUGCAUCAUCACGAAUACAAGUACAUCAAUCACAUGAAGGUUCAGAAGCGGGUGAAAUACAAGAAACAGAAUCUGAAGAUGAACCACAAUUAUUACGACAUUCAGUAACGAAACCGAUUAUACAGGAAGUUCGUGAAAUUAUUACACCAUUCAGACGUGUUGUACAGGAAAUUCGUCCAGUUGAAGAAGAAGUUAAAACAAUUGUUGCACGGGGUCGUGGACGUACAACUGAUACUACUGGUUCAACAGGUAGUAGUAAUGUUGGAAGUAGUUCAACAGGACGUGUUGGAACAGGUCGUGGAUCUUAUGGUGGCGGUAGCGGUGCAUAUGGUAGCAAUUCAUUUGGAUCAUCAGCCAGUAAAUCCGGUUAUUAAUAAUAAUAAUAAUAAUUAAUCGAACAAGAUUAUUAGUAAUUGAAAAAUUCCAUACAAACACCUGUUG
Dermatophagoides pteronyssinus (European house dust mite) is the source of this 951-nucleotide messenger RNA. RefSeq lists its product as uncharacterized. Lineage: Eukaryota; Metazoa; Arthropoda; Arachnida; Sarcoptiformes; Pyroglyphidae. The record is from RefSeq and is a predicted model, not a curated record.